Messenger RNA from Xiphias gladius (swordfish), 4173 nucleotides. RefSeq names its product Rho GTPase activating protein 17b (gene arhgap17b). Bases 353 to 2791 code for a protein of 812 amino acids. The record is from RefSeq and is a predicted model, not a curated record. The transcript has 20 exons. Gene Ontology annotation, molecular function: GTPase activator activity; protein binding. Gene Ontology annotation, biological process: signal transduction; regulation of Rac protein signal transduction; regulation of actin cytoskeleton organization. Gene Ontology annotation, cellular component: cytoplasm; intracellular anatomical structure; cytosol. NCBI's taxonomy places the organism in Eukaryota, Metazoa, Chordata, Actinopteri, Istiophoriformes, Xiphiidae.
GGCACUUCCUCCUUCCUACCCACAGUGGCUGCGCCGAAAGCCAGCCAGUCUGCCGGGACGUCUCGCGUUCGUGGCGAUGGGGACCCCGAGGCUCGUCAGAGGCCGUCUCGUGUGACUCCCGACUUCUCCGCGGCUCUUUCCUGGGGCUCAACAGCGACGGCCAAUGUCGCCGGGUUCCGUCGGGGACACCACUCAGCCGUAGCGUAGCCCCCCCCCUCCCUCUCUCCCCCUUUUCUGCCGCAAUGGCAGCGACGUAGCGCAACUUUUGGAUCCGCGGUGGGUGAUCGACAGCGCUCGGAGGCGCCGCUAACUUUUACAGGACUUGUGGGACACGCAGAGGGGAUCUAACGACAUGAAGAAGCAGUUUAACCGCAUGAGGCAACUUGCCAACCAGACUGUCGGAAGGGCUGAGAAAACCGAGGUGCUGAGUGACGACCUCCUACAGAUCGAGAGGCGGAUGGAGCUGGUGCGUCUGGUGUCGCACAACGCACACAAGAGGCUGGUGUCAUGUCUGCAGGGUCAACUUGGCACAGACACUGAAAAGAGACAUAAAAAGCUGCCCCUGACGGCGCUGUCCCAGGCCAUGCAGGAGGGUGGCGGUCAGCUGGGAGACGAAAGUCUGAUCGGCAAGAUGAUGGAUGUGUGCGGGGAGGCAGAGAGCAGGUUAGCCACUGAACUGAUGCAGCAUGAAGUGCAGAUCGAGAGGGACAUCCUGGAUCCCCUUAACCAGCUGGCAGAGGUGGAGAUUCCCAAUAUACUGAAACAGAGGAAGCAACUUGCCAAGCUGGUUCUGGACUAUGACUCUGCCAAGACAAGGUGGUACCAGGCAGCAAAAUCCAACAACCAGGCCAUGGCAGCUAAGGCCGAUUCUCUCAAAGACGAGAUGGACGAGGCUCUGAACAAAGUAGAGAUAUGCAAGGACCAGCUCUCUGCAGAUAUGUACAACUUUGCUUCCAAAGAGGGAGAGUAUGCACGCUAUUAUGUCAUGUUAUUAGAGGCCCAGGCAGACUACCACAGGAGGUCUCUGGCAGCACUGGAGGCAGCUAUACCAACAAUCCAAAUGCAGCAAGACUCCUGGAUGGAGAAGCCAGCGUUUGGUACAGCCCUGGAGGAGCACCUGAAGAGGAGUAACCGUGAGAUCGCUCUGCCUAUUGAGGCCUGUGUCAUGAUGCUGCUGGAAACUGGCAUGAAGGAGGAGGGACUCUUCAGAAUAGCUGCUGGAGCUUCAAAGCUGAAGAAGCUCAAAGCAGCGCUGGAUUGUUCAACCUCGCAGCUCGAAGAAUUUUACUCUGAUCCCCACGCCGUCGCCGGAGCUCUCAAGUCCUACCUCAGGGAACUCCCUGAACCUCUAAUGACUUUUGGCCUGUAUGACGAGUGGCUACAGGCCUCCAAUGUGUCAGACCCUGACAAGAGGCUUCAGGCCCUGUGGGUGACAUGUGACCGCUUGCCAAAGACUCACAGAGCCAACCUCAGGUAUCUGGUGAAGUUUCUUGCUAAACUCGCUCAGGACAGUGAGGUUAAUAAAAUGACUCCCAGCAACAUUGCCAUAGUCCUGGGACCCAACCUGCUCUGGGCAAAGACAGAAGGGACGCUGGCAGAGAUGGCAGCAGCUACAUCUGUCCACGUGGUCGCCAUCAUUGAGCCCAUUAUCCAGCAUGCUGAUUGGUUCUUCCCCGAAGAGGUGGACUUCAACGUCUCGGGCAUGUUUGCCAUGCCCACCCACCCAGCCACCCCAGACCCGGAACCCGGCCUGGAUAGGAAACGCCCUGGCAGCCUAGUUGGGCAGGACGGGGACAGUCACACUCCCCGUAAAGACAGCACUGUUAACAAACAGCCGGAGCCCACUCCACGUAGAACCAGCGCUGUAAAUAGAAAGCAGCCUCACCUAACCUCACCCACCUUCCAACCCCCACUGCCCCCUCUGGAAGCCGGGGGUCCUACCCAGCCCGAGCCCCAGCCCCAGGCUCCAUCCCCGGCUGCAGAGGCUGACCAGCCUCGCUUGAGUGGAGCUGGUAGUGCUGGUGGUGGUGUUGGUGGUAGUGGUCUGGGAGGUGGGGUCCAGGUAGCUACAGUGCAACCUCAGGUUGUAACCCAGCUCAGCGCAGAGGAGAGCAGCCCAGCCCGUGAACUCAUGUCCACCCCCCCUCCCCAGAGGAAUGGUUCGGUCCAUCUUACAGUAGGAACCCCCCACUCUCAGGGUGGGUCUAGGGUGCCGAGUCCACACAUGGUCCGCAGAGGCACCAAGAAGCAGGCCCCAGCCCCCCCAAAACAGGCCAGCCCCUUCGCUUCCCAGCCCAGUAACACCCAGACACCCGGCUCUCCUCAUCACCCACCCAUCACACCCCGACGCCACCCCAGCAAGGAAAACCCAAUCCACGCCCCGAGCCACCCACCCCCGCAGCCUCCACAACCCCACCAGGCCCAGGGGGAGUCAGAGUCUUCUCCCCCCAGCACUCCCACCCCUCCUGACACUCCACCUCAUGAUGGACAACACGCCAACCCGCUGUCGUCCUACCACUCUGGAUCCCUCCCCCGCCCCUCUAGGCCGGCUCCAAGGCCGAGACCCCGACCCAGCAUGCCACCACCCCCGCAACCUGCAGCGAAUGACAAUGGAAACGGACUCUGCAGCUCCGCUUCCAAGAUCAUAACAGACGGAGGCCUGGUCCUAAAGGGGAUUGGACGGGCCCUUAUCCCUGAGGUGAUUGUGGACCAACAAGGGGAGAGCUCUGCUGGCGAAGAGCCCGCCUCCACCCUAGACCCUCGCAUCCAGACAGAGAGCACCACUCUGUGAAAAAAAAAAAAAGAAAAAAAAGGGGGGGGGGGUCGCUCUCAUUGAAAUCCUCCCUCACUCAGCUGGUCCAGAUUUGAAAGUCUAGAAUCACAUAUCAGACAGGUAACGCAAAAAGCACCAGUUCACUCCAGCUCUUCACGCUCCACUCACAUGAUGCCAGACUGCUUUCUGGAAAAAUAAAAAAUGGCUGCCCUUUCUUCUGUUAUACUGACUCAAAACAGAAACCUCAUCUUAUUACAGUGUUGGUUUAAACCACCAGAGCCCUGUCCUUCUCUUUUCAUAUUAGACUUCACAUUGAACUCUUUACGCUCCAUAUACCGCUGGGUAUUUUGAGAUUGGACUGCAGAGCCUUGCUUAGACACAAGGCUUAUGGGACUUAAACAUAUAACCUCAACAAUAUAGAAGCUGAACUCCGAGAGUCCUGGUGAAGCGUUCAAAGCUUUCAUGUGCCCCUUGCUUCUUUUUAAAGUCUUGCUAAUGAUACUAAAGAUUCAGUGCCGACAGAGAUCUGGGAAUCUGGUUUUAGCACCAGGUCUGACCACAUACACCCGAUGACUAGUAUUUUUUUUUUUUUUUUUUUUUUUAGCAGCACAGUUGUGUGGAGCUCUUUGAGUGUUAGCCAGCCACUGAUGAUCUGUUUAUCAUGAAACAGAAUCACAUUCAGAUAUAUUUCUUUAUCCGCUUGUCACUCUCACCUGACUAAAUGUGAUGUUCAGCUGCGAAGGGCUUUUGAAUAAUUGUCACACACUUCAGCACCAUACUACAAAGGACCAAAGACAUGGCUAUGGGCCAAAGGAAAUUAAAUUCAAAUUUAGAGCUGCUUGCUUUGUCUUAAGGUUGUUAAUGACCAAAUAUUUUGGCAAGAGUGCAAUAUAAAAAUGCAGUCGUCUUCUAGUAUUGUCCUCUCCACAGGACACACACCAAUCUUUGGCAUUUCUGGCCAUUUCCUUUACUUCAUUAUAUCUAAUGAUCCAGUGGGUUAGAAUUUAAUAUUGUUUUCCAUCUGAUUUUUUUUUUUUUUUUUUUUUUUAAAUUUCAGCUGACUUGAUUUACCAAGUUUAAAAUUGCUCAAAGAUUAGCUUUUAUUGUGAAAAGGGAUUUUUUUUUUUUUUUAUAUAUAUUAUACCAAAUGCACUGUAAUAAAAAGAAACUGAUUUUCAUUUACAUGGCUUAUAAGUGAUCACGCGCACGCAAGCUCUAACCAAAUGCAGCCAAAUAAUUGAAAUCUUCUGUAUAAUUUUUACUACCGCUGACAAUAUUUACCUUGUUGGGGUAUUUUUCAGCUCUUUGAUUAUGUUUUUUUUAUUUUUCCCCCUCUGCAUUUUCGUGGUGUUUUUUUUUUUCUGCAUAUAUUGCAUCAUACAGUGCAUUAUUACUCUUAA